AUUACAGGUGUUCCUAAGUAACAGUUCAUGCAUAGUAUGUCUUUUCCACACCCAAGCAUCUUCCUAUAAUGUACAGCUAUUAUAAAAUUCCUUACAGUGACCUGUGCAGAAUUCAUCAUGACUGGUGUGGCGAAGGCAUGUCAUCACUGUCUGUCUAAGAUGGCCAGUAAUGCCUACUUUGUGGUGGGACUUCUGUUCUUUCUUGCCGUUCCUCUCACCAUGGCGUUUGUAGGUGUGAAGUCUAUAGACGACUGCCCUGUUCAGCCAAUGAUUCCUCUCUACCUGCUGGUGGGUGGAGUUAUUGGCAGUGUAAAGGUCACGCUGCUCCUGUACGACACCACCCGCAUGAGGUCGCUCAUCUCCAAGUCGGUCGUCAUCGGCGACGACGAUGCCGACGAGUAUCCAUGGAGACAGAACGCAAACAAGUACUACGUGCACAUCAUCCUCAGCCUGUUCCUGUUCGUCUGGUUCCUCCUGGGGAACUACUGGGUGUUCUCUGUGUUCCAGCCUAACUUCAUCACACCCUUCCACCAGCCACAGGACUACUGCAGGAAGUCUCUGUACCUAUUUGCUGUGUUUGUGUUGACGCUCAGCCACACCGUGCUGUUCCUGCUACUCUGCUGUGGGGUCUGUGUACACGUCUGCUCUCAGACCAGCACCAGGGACGACUAUGGGGAUAGUGAUGAAGACUGAGUGACUGACUGGCUGGCUGGAUGACUGACUCAGAGAAGCAUACAGAUGUAGGAUUUUAAUUUGAUCAUCCUGUUGUUGCAGGAAAUACAAGCUUGUAGUGUAUCUAAGGUUUAAAAAGGCUUCUGAAGUUUGUAAUUUCCACUUUGAAAUUUCAGACUUG
Molecule: messenger RNA, 853 nt
Organism: Salvelinus namaycush (lake trout)
Lineage: Eukaryota; Metazoa; Chordata; Actinopteri; Salmoniformes; Salmonidae
Product: transmembrane protein 272-like
Exons: 4
Coding region: 118-693 (191 amino acids)
Source: RefSeq, a predicted model, not a curated record